Sinocyclocheilus rhinocerous is the source of this 692-nucleotide messenger RNA. RefSeq names its product gastrula zinc finger protein XlCGF51.1A-like. Bases 194 to 571 code for a protein of 125 amino acids. The record is from RefSeq and is a predicted model, not a curated record. NCBI's taxonomy places the organism in Eukaryota, Metazoa, Chordata, Actinopteri, Cypriniformes, Cyprinidae. The transcript is spliced from 2 exons.
CAGUGUGUUAAUAACUGCUGGUGAUGACAUGGAACUCAUCAGAGACACUUCUAGCCACUUGCUGUGUGCAUCAACAACUAUGAGAAAUAUUUUGCCUUGGAAAGGGCCCGCAAAGUCAAUAUGCAGCCAGGACCAUCUUGUACCGCGAGAGCAUCGUGCCCCAAGAAGAUUUUAACUCCUUGCAAGUCCCUUCAUGUGUACGAUGCCAGGAUGUGCAUCAUGCAGCAUAGCCAGUACCUCUCUCCAAGCCUUAAGUGUAAGGUUAACAAUCCUUUCGGUAUGCAUAGGUGCAUCUGGCACCAUUUCCAGUAUCAAUACUUACAAAGGUGGUGGCGUAACAGCGUCAGAUGCCGGCAGAGAUGUCAGCGGUGGUUAUGGAGAAACAGCCUCGACAUCAAAAGAUCAGCUGAAGGCCAAGAGUUUUUCCUGCAUCACCUGUGAGAAAACAUUUGUCCCAAGAAGAAAUUUAGUGAGAAUUGAGAGAAAACAAACUGAGCAGAAAGACUUCAGUUGCGAGAAAUGCGACAGCAGCUUUCCUAACGCAGAAGAGAGAAGACUUCGUGCAAAGUGAAGGAGGAGUUUAUCUGCGACUAGUGCAGGAAGGAUUUUUUUAAAAUCUAUGUAGUCUAAAAGCUCAUGAACACAAUGCAAAGAAAAUGCAAGUGCAAAUAUUUCUGAACCAAAUGCAGAAG